AAGAUGCUGCUGCUGCUGCUGCUGCUGCUGUCCCUGCUGUGGGCCGGUGAGUGUGCCAAGGGGAGAGGGAAGCCAGAAGCUUCUGCUGAUUCUACCUUCUUCACAGGGUUCCAGACGCAGGACAGGAGUUAUUCGCUGCGAGUGGAGGAGUCUAUGACAGUGCAAGAGGGUCUGUGUUUGUACGUACCCUGCCAAUUCUUUUACCCCAUGUACUACGGGUUUUAUUUUCUUCACGGCUACUGGUUCCAGAAGGGGACAAAUAGAAGGCAGGAUCCUCUAGUGGCCACAAACAACCCAGAUCGAAAAGUGCAACUGGAUACCCAAGGUCGAUUCCGCCUCCUUGGUGACCUCGAGGACCGUAACUGCUCCCUGGACAUCAGAGACGCACAGAGAAGGGACUCGGGGACAUACUUCUUUAGGGUGGAGAGAGGGCCUCGUGUGAGACAUAGUUACCUACAGAACCAGAUCUCCGUGCGUGUGACGGCUCUCACCCAUACACCUGACAUCCUCAUCCCUGAGACCCUGGAGUCUGGACGCCCCUGGAACCUGACCUGCUCUGUGCCCUGGGCCUGUAAGCGGGGCACACCCCCCAUCUUCUCCUGGACAUCAGCAGCCCCCACCUCCCUGGGCCCCAGGAACCACCUCUCCUCCAUGCUUACCCUCACCCCACGGCCCCAGGACCACGGCACCAACCUCACCUGUCAGGUGCUGUUCCCUGCAGCUGGUGUGAUGGUGGCAAAGACCAUCCAGCUCAAUGUCACCUGUGCCACACAGAACUCUACAGCUGGUGUCUGCCUAGUGGAUGGCACAGGGAAACUGGAGACCAGAGCAGGAAUGAUUAAAGGUGCCAUUUGGGGAGCUGGUAUCACCACACUGCUUGUUCUCUGCCUCUGCCUCAUCUUCUUUGGAGUGAAGACCUGUAGGAAGACAGCAUCCCAGAGAGCAGUGGGCAUGGACGCCAUCCACUCAGCUGUAGAGCCAGCUCCCCUGGGUUGCCAGCAGGAGUCCGAGCAGGACCUCCCUGCUGAGCAGACAAGCUCUGCAGGGGUGUCCCCCGCCUUGGAGAUGGAACAGGAACUGUAUUAUGCUUCCAUCAGCUUUCACAAGAUGAAGAACACCUACGAAGAACACUCAGAGAUCAUGACAAAGUGAGGAACCACCUGGAGCAACAGCCUCAGAGGGAGCGUCCAUAUCCUCUAGGAAGGGAUACCCAAAGGCUGAUUCUUGGAGACUUACCAGCCCCAUAGGUAAUGAAUUUAUAAACUACUAUAUGUGAGUUUCUUGCCAUGUUGGAACUAAGGCUUUGCAAUCAGAGAGGCCUGGGAUGGAAUCCAGGCUCUUUCAUUUAUUAACAGUACGACGUCAGGAAGCCACUUUACCCCUCCAUGUCUUGGUUUUCUGCUUUGCAAAAUGGAUGUAAGGGCUUCCGUGAGGAUUAAAUAAAAGUGAAUAUGGAAAAUACACA
Messenger RNA from Hyaena hyaena (striped hyena), 1465 nucleotides. It is a transcript of the gene CD33, whose product is annotated as CD33 molecule. The transcript has 6 exons. Gene Ontology annotation, biological process: cell adhesion. Gene Ontology annotation, molecular function: sialic acid binding. Gene Ontology annotation, cellular component: plasma membrane. The record is from RefSeq and is a predicted model, not a curated record. The coding region runs from base 4 to 1152 and encodes 382 amino acids. Lineage: Eukaryota; Metazoa; Chordata; Mammalia; Carnivora; Hyaenidae.